GUCAAUUUCUUUAAAGAUGAAUAGCGAGGAAUCGGUGCUUACUGGAGUCAGGGAGCAUGACUACCGCUCGAUCAAUGAAGAGGUGGAAUCUGACCGUCUUGGGUUUGUUCAAGAACUCAAAUUGGUGAUUUGCUCAUCGGGGAUUCUUUCAAUAUCGUUUUUCCUUCAGUAUUUUAUUUCGGUGAUGGCUAUUUAUUCUGCUGGUAGACUUGGUCCAUCUCAAUUGGCUGCGGUUCAAUUGGCUGUGUCCACAUUCAAUGUCACCGGGAAUGCAAUUUAUCAGGGAGUUGCUACUUCUCUAGAUGCUUUUUGUUCUAGAGCUUAUGGACAAAAAAAAUAUCACGAUGUUGGUAAUUAUUUCCAGAAAUGUGCAUGUUUAAUGCUUUGUUUAACCGUUCCUUUGUCUUGUGUUUGGAUCAAUUCUGGCUUUUUGUUAUCUAAGAUUAUUUCCGACACUGAGUUGGUGUAUAGAUGUCAAAGCUAUCUUCGUAUAAUUACCUUUGGUGCCCCGGGUCUCUUAUUGUUUGAAGCUGGGAAAAGAUUUUUACUUUGCCAACGUAUAGUCCAUUCUAUCACUUACAUUUUAUCAUUUGUUGUGGUUGUUAAUCUAAUUGGGAAUUACUUUUUAGUAUGGAACCCAAAGACUAGUAUUGGCUUUCUUGGUAUUCCAAUCGUGGUUGUAAUCCUGUAUUGGUCGUUACCUAUAUUCACUUUACUUUACGUGAUUUUCAAAGAUGGUAAGCAAUGUUGGGGUGGGUUUUCUUUAAAAAUUUGUUUUUCAAAUUGGUUCCCACUAAUGAAAUUAGCCAUUCCAGGAAUUAUAAUGGUUGAAGCUGAAUAUUUGGCCUUCCAAGCCCUUAAUUUUUUUGCUGCUUCUUUUGGUACUACUGCCUUGGCUGCUCAGUCCAUUUGCUCUACAAUGGGAUCGUUAAUAUUCCAAGUCAAUUUUUCUGUUUCUGUCUUGAUAAGUACCCGUAUUGGACAUUUCAUUGGUAGUAGGGAUUUUAGGGGAGCAGAUAUAUUAAUUCGUAUUGCUUUGAUCCUAGCUUCAGUAAUUGGUUGUUCUAGUUUUUUUUUCAUUAUAAUUGGUCGUCAUAUCUUGGCCGGAUUUUUCACUCAAGACGAAAAACUAUUAGAAAAAGCAUCAAAGCUUCUUAUUUACUUAGCUUUUAAUCAAUUUGCUGAUUCCUUUAACGUCAUUUGUGGAGGCAUAUUGAGAGGGCAAGGACGCCAAAACAUAGGGUCUAUCAUAAACUUGGUUUGCUACUACUUGAUAGCUUUACCAAUCGGAUACUGGUUUGCAUUCCAUCAAAAUAUGAAAGUGUUUGGGUUAUGGUAUGGCUUGGUCUUGGGUGUUUUUGUUUUGAGUGUAUUACAAGUAUUCCACAUUUUGAGAAGCGACUGGAACUUGAUCGCUAAAAACCUUCAGGAGAAAUCUAGAACAUAGAGUAUUUAGUUUUGUUUACUUUCAUGUACC
This is a messenger RNA of Hyphopichia burtonii NRRL Y-1933, 1477 nucleotides long. Its product is annotated as MATE family efflux transporter. Lineage: Eukaryota; Fungi; Ascomycota; Pichiomycetes; Serinales; Debaryomycetaceae. Bases 17 to 1447 code for a protein of 476 amino acids. The record is from RefSeq and is a predicted model, not a curated record. Gene Ontology annotation, biological process: xenobiotic detoxification by transmembrane export across the plasma membrane. Gene Ontology annotation, cellular component: membrane. The transcript has a single exon. Gene Ontology annotation, molecular function: xenobiotic transmembrane transporter activity; antiporter activity.